AUGGUUGGCCGGAUGGAACUUUGCGUCAGCACCGUCGUGACGGGGAUCCGUCUGGUCCGCCGUAGCUCAGCCGGUGACUGGAUUGAUCUCCGCAUCGACAUCGCCUUGACGCGCCCACCUACGCCGUCGGAGACCGCGGCUUACGGCAAAUUCGAGUCGUUCUCCACUACGAACAAAAAGCCGUGGUCCCAUAGUGGAGUUCGGCCGCGCCAAAACGGCACAUGGGCAACCCUUUUCACGGCUCUGCCGUUGAUCAGCCCCGACGCCGCAAGAGACAAAGUCUACGAGGACCUGCACGCCCACUUGGCGACUGUGUCGAAGGUGGACAAGUGAAUUGUCCUUGGUGACUUCACCGCCCACGUCGGUACAGACCAUGCUGCCUGGAGAGGAGUGUUCCGCGGUUCAAACGACAAUGGUCUGCUGCUUCUCCGCACCUGCGCAGAACACAUUCUUCUGUCCGCCGGAGCGAGAGUAGGCCAAUUAGAAGCAUCCUCGGUCGCGUCAGUGGCACCUGCUGGACUAUGUCCUCGUCCGAAGGCGAGACCAGCAGGACGUGCUGGUGACGAAGGCGAUCACGGGUGCUGACUGGUGGACCGACCAUCGCCUCGUCCUCUCGAAGAUGCAUAUUCGCCUACAGCCUCGCAGGAGACCAAAAGGUAAGCGACCCCCAGGUAAGCUGAAUGUUGCCUUGUUGUUCUUGCCCGCUCACCAUCUUCAUUUCAGCAAUGAGCUAGCUCAACUGUCAGACAACCUUCCCAUUGCUGACGCCGCCGGUGCCGCCGCUGCCGAGAACGCCUCCGUGGAGAACCGCUGGUGUCAACUGCGAGACACGGUCCAGUCGACGGCGCUCGCCGUCCUCGGUCGCGCUCCCUGCCAACACCAGGACUGGUUCGACGAAAACGACGCCGUCAUCAGCAAUCUGCUCGCCGAGAAGAACCGCCUACACUAA
This is a messenger RNA of Spirometra erinaceieuropaei, 949 nucleotides long. The record is from the annotation of a GenBank genome assembly. Lineage: Eukaryota; Metazoa; Platyhelminthes; Cestoda; Diphyllobothriidea; Diphyllobothriidae.